UUGAAAUGUGUCCUGUUUGAGGCUUUAGUGCGCCAGAGAAGUCGUCUGUGGUCAGAGACUGUGACAUUACGAGGGACGGAGGACACCGAGGUCGAUUAAUUUAACUUAUAAGUUAUUUUUAUAAGGCGAAAGCAGGAAACGGAUAAUUCGUUGAGGGGGAGACGGACGAGCGAACAGCACCACUCGACUACUGCAGCAGAGGAGGACAUCUCUCUGCAAACAUGGCUUCACACAACCUGAGCGGAAUCAAACGGGAUGAGAAGGGCAGAAACAUCCAGGUCGUUGUCAGAUGCAGGCCUUUCAACACAAUGGAGCGCAAGUCAUCCCACGGGGUCAUCGACUGCGAGCCAAACAGAAAGGAGGUGCUUGUGAGGACAGGAGGAGUAAACGACAAAGCGGCACGGAAGACCUACACGUUUGACAUGGUGUUUGGUCCAGCAGCCAAGCAGAUUGAGGUGUACAGGAGUGUUGUGUGCCCGAUUCUGGAUGAAGUGAUCAUGGGAUACAACUGCACUGUUUUUGCCUAUGGUCAGACUGGAACAGGGAAAACGUUCACCAUGGAGGGAGAGAGGACUCCAAACGCAGAGUUUACCUGGGAGGAGGACCCUCUGGCCGGCAUCAUCCCCAGAACGCUGCACCAGAUCUUUGAGAAGCUCUCUGAGAACGGCACAGAGUUUUCAGUCAAAGUGUCUCUGCUGGAGAUCUACAACGAGGAGCUGUUCGACCUGCUCAGCACUACCGAGGACGUCACCGAGCGGCUUCAGUUAUUUGACGACCCACGCAACAAGCGAGGCGUGGUGGUGAAGGGUCUGGAGGAGGUGACGGUUCACAACAAAGAUGAAGUUUAUCAAAUCCUGGAGAGAGGAUCAGCCAAGAGGAGGACGGCCUCCACGCUCAUGAACGCCUACUCCAGUCGUUCCCACUCGGUGUUCUCAGUCACCAUCCACAUGAAGGAGAUCACUAUGGAUGGAGAGGAGCUGGUGAAGAUUGGCAAACUCAAUCUGGUGGAUCUGGCUGGCAGUGAGAACAUUGGGCGCUCUGGUGCGGUGGACAAGCGUGCUCGCGAGGCGGGAAACAUCAACCAGUCACUGCUGACUCUGGGUAGAGUGAUCACUGCUUUGGUGGAAAAGAGGCCUCACGUCCCGUACAGAGAGUCAAAGCUGACCCGAAUCCUGCAGGACUCGCUGGGAGGACGAACAAAGACCUCCAUCAUCGCCACUGUGUCACCCUCCUCGAGCAACCUUGAGGAGACUCUGAGCACGCUGGAGUACGCCAGCAGAGCCAAGAACAUCAUGAACAAGCCUGAGGUCAACCAGAAACUCACCAAGAGGACGCUCAUCAAGGAAUACACAGAGGAGAUCGAGCGUCUGAAACGUGACCUGGCUGCCACACGAGACAAGAAUGGAGUUUACCUUUCUACAGAGAACUACGAGAGUAUGAUGACUCGGAUCACCGCUCAUGAGGAGCAUUCGACUGAGUACAUAGACAAGAUCGCUGCCAUGGAGGAGGAGAUAAAGAAGGUGACCGAGCUGUUUGCAGACAGUAAGACCAAACUGGAGCAGUGCACUAUAGACCUGGAUGAGAAGCAGCAAAGGCUAGAAGAGACGAGCCAGGACCUGCAUCAGACCAAAGAGAAGCUGAGUCAGGAGGAGUUUAUCUGCUCGGAGCUCAGCUCGGUGCAUGAGACGCUCUAUGGCACAGCGGGGCAGCUGCUGAGCACAGUGGAUGCCAGCACCAGUGACGUGUCGGGCCUCCAUGAUAAACUGGACAGGAAGAGAAAGGUGGAGCGGCACAACACUGAGAUCCAGGAGAGUUUUGCCGAGCGGAUGGAGGGAGCUCUCGGCAACAUGCAGCGCUGCGUUCAGCAGCAGGGACUCAAACACCACGACAUGUUGAGCAGCUACUCACAGGCCAUCGAUGGUGUUCUUGUGAUGAACCAGGCAGCACUGAAAGGAGCUCUGACCACUGUGGAGUCCUUUGUUGGUGGAGUUGGGCAGCUGGUGGCUGAGGGCGUGGCUCGCUGUCAGGACAGAGUGCAGCAACAGGAGGCUAUGUGUCUGAAGGAUAAGGAGAGUCUGCUGCAGCUGCUGGAAGAGCACCGUCAGGACAUGGAGGAGGUCUUGGUGGUUCGGACUCUGAUGGGUCUGUCAGCUGUCAAAGAGCUUAAUGACACACUGAGAGCUACAGUGGAGACGCAGCGAGCGCUGGCCGACAAGGUGGAGGCGAUGAAGGAGGUUGGUGUGUUUUUCAGCAGCCUGGUGCAGGAGCUGGCAGGGCUGCGGGAGGCCUCAGUGCAGGGUCUGAGCGCUCUGCAGACUCAACAUGACAGUCUGGAGGACGAGAUCAGACAGGCGCAGGAGAGACACCAAUCGGGUAUGAAGCAGACCAUCCAGUGUUUGCAGGACCAGCUUAACCUGCUCUCCAUGGAGGUUCAGAAGGACUUCACUGAUCUGCGCUCGUCCUCCAAAGCUCUGCAGAAACCUCUACAGACCCUCCAGGAGAACAUUAGCAGUAGUUGCAGUACAGUGGAGUGUCGGGCUUCCGCCCAGGCAGACCUCCUCUCCUCCACCUCCUCUUCCCUGGCCUCCUCUCUGCGUCAGACCACCGACGAGAGCCUGCAGACCCUGGACGAGAUGACGGGCUGCUGCUCUCACCUGCACGGUGCCGUGUCAGGUUUGGCCGAUCGUGACCUUCAGUGGAGCUCCAGAACCAGGGAGCAGGCAGAGACUACAGCCGAGCAACACCUAUCUCUAAUGGGGACAGUUUCUACUGAAGCUCAGGCACUGCGUCAGAGUGUCGAGAAGCGCUGCACUGAGCAGCUCCAGACAGCCGAGCAGCAGCUGUCCGGUCAGCAGGAGGAGAUGAAGCAGGCUGUGAUGGCCAUGCAGAACCAGACCUCCCUGAACCGGACUGUCUUGGACCAGCAGCAGACUGAGCUGCAGGACCAUGUGGAGACGAGCCAAGGGCUGGUGAACGGCUUCCUGCAGAAAGAGCUGCAGCAGGAUGUUUCUACUGGUGCCACCCCUCAGCGUCGGGAGUUUGUGUAUCCCAAGAAGCUGGUGAAAUCCCAGAGCCGCAUUGAGCUGCUGGAGAGCCUGAGGAGGCAACAAGAAGAGCUGCGGGCAGCUGUGGAAGAAGAGGAAGAGGAAGAGGAAGAGGAGGAAGACAAGCUCAGUCAAGUCGAUCAUGACUCUCUCGAUGACGAGCUGAGUACAUGUAAUGAAAGCUUGGCCACAGAGCCGUCCUUCAUUGAUGAGAACCUCGUCUUCAACGAAAGCAAACGCGUUCCCUUCUUCAAGCAAAAGAAGGGCGGGAAGAAGGAGACAAAGCUCCCCAGCAGGCAGAAAGCAACAGAAAACGAAACUCCAUCAACGCCUCAGAAAUCCAGACUGCCUCUCCGCUGUCAAAACUAAAACAGUUUUAAUAUUUCUUUUCUUUUUAUCUGUGUUUAUUAUUGUCUAACUCUGACAUCACUUUGUCUUUGUAAUGUUAGCUUUCUUAUGAACUGUCAUUUGUUUUAGUACUUUCUCAAUAUUUUCAAGUUGCUUGUAAAAUUAAAGAGAUUUAUACUUGUUUUACA
Molecule: messenger RNA, 3580 nt
Organism: Notolabrus celidotus (New Zealand spotty)
Lineage: Eukaryota; Metazoa; Chordata; Actinopteri; Labriformes; Labridae
Gene: kif11
Product: kinesin family member 11
Exons: 27
Coding region: 222-3413 (1063 amino acids)
Biological process (GO): mitotic spindle assembly; microtubule-based movement
Cellular component (GO): nucleus; spindle microtubule
Molecular function (GO): plus-end-directed microtubule motor activity; microtubule binding; ATP binding
Source: RefSeq, a predicted model, not a curated record